AUGGUGAAAGUGAUUGCGGAAGCGACCACCAACCGAGCUCAGAAGACAUCGCGCGACGUCAGCAUAGAAUGCACCGAAUCCGCGAGGCUGUUCACCAUUACCCUGCAGAUCAAGAUACAUCUCCUCAACCCCAAGUGCCAUCCGAGAACUCCCCGAAAGAUGAAAUGUCGGUGGUACAAGAAGACGCGCCACCCCAAGCGCCGUCUCAAGAAGCUCGGCACUAUCAUUGAGGCAGACGAGGAGGGCAGCACUGACUGUGAAAGCAUUCCCAUCAAGACGAAAGGCCAUGACCACGAGGGCGAUGGUGUUGAUACCUCGUAA
Molecule: messenger RNA, 321 nt
Organism: Alternaria viburni
Lineage: Eukaryota; Fungi; Ascomycota; Dothideomycetes; Pleosporales; Pleosporaceae
Exons: 2
Coding region: 1-321 (106 amino acids)
Source: RefSeq, a predicted model, not a curated record